Charadrius vociferus (killdeer) is the source of this 910-nucleotide messenger RNA. It is a transcript of the gene RPA2, whose product is annotated as replication protein A2, 32kDa. The transcript is spliced from 8 exons. Lineage: Eukaryota; Metazoa; Chordata; Aves; Charadriiformes; Charadriidae. Gene Ontology annotation, molecular function: DNA binding. Gene Ontology annotation, cellular component: chromosome, telomeric region; site of double-strand break; nucleus. The record is from RefSeq and is a predicted model, not a curated record. Gene Ontology annotation, biological process: nucleotide-excision repair; DNA replication; double-strand break repair via homologous recombination. Bases 1 to 780 code for a protein of 259 amino acids.
AUGAGAGAGACGGUGAACUGCGGAGAGCUCCGGCAGCGAGCGGGUUCAGGGCCUCCCCGCUGGCGGCCCCGCCGCCCCUUGCAGAGGAUCCGCUCCCAGAACAUCGUGCCCUGCACCGUAUCGCAGCUGCUGGCAGCCGAGCAGGUCGACGAGACCUUCCGCAUCCGCGACGUGGAGAUCUCCCAGGUCACCAUCAUGGGCAUCGUUCGGCACGCUGAGAAAGCACCGACAAACAUCCUCUACAAAGUGGACGACAUGACGGCAGCCCCGAUGGAUGUUAGGCAGUGGGUCGAUACUGACGAGGCAGGUGGUGAGAAUGUUGUGGUACCUCCAGGAACUUACGUAAAAGUAGCGGGUCAUCUUCGGUCUUUCCAGAAUAAGAAAAGCUUGGUGGCAUUUAAGAUCAUGCCUCUGGAAAAUAUGAAUGAGUUCACCACACACCUACUAGAGAUUGUCAAUGCGCAUAUGAUCCUCAGAAAAAAUCUUAUGUCAGCAUCAAAAGUGCCUCAGUCAUUUUCCUCCGCUGGGAUCGGUGACAUGGGGGGCUAUGGAGGAGGAGGCAGCCUACCAGUGAACGGACUCACAGCACAUCAAAGCCAGGUGCUGAACUUGAUUAAAAACUGCCCUGUCCCAGAAGGUAUGAGUCUUCAAGAGUUGAAACUUCAGCUCCACAAUAUGAGCAUGUCAACAAUCAAGCAAGCAGUUGAAUUCCUUAGCAGUGAGGGACACAUCUACUCCACUGUGGAUGAUGAUCACUAUAAGUCAACGGAUGCUGAGUGAAGUUACUUCCAGCUGGAUUUAGUUGUAAGCAAAUGCUUGUCCAUGUAUCAAGUUACCCUGCCAAGCUUUGCGAGGUGGAAGGUGAUCCUUGCUCUUUCUAGUGUGUGAAAGUCCCAGUUACUCUGUGAGU